Vigna angularis (adzuki bean) is the source of this 579-nucleotide messenger RNA. RefSeq lists its product as uncharacterized. Lineage: Eukaryota; Viridiplantae; Streptophyta; Magnoliopsida; Fabales; Fabaceae. The coding region runs from base 115 to 579 and encodes 154 amino acids. The record is from RefSeq and is a predicted model, not a curated record. The transcript has 4 exons.
CAUGCUCUACUGCAGAUCGUACUGAUAACAAUAUUUAGUAUGAGUUUUUGGUUGAUGAGGAUCCUCCGCGCGUAGUUGCCGUGGGACGACAGAUUGCAGGAGGCCAGACCAUUCAUGGUGCUCUUGCCCACUCACGCGCGGGUAAUGAUUAAUGAUCCAAGAGACCCCCAAGCUCGAGUGCCAUUGCCUACAUCUGAAAUCCAAUUCGUGGGGGAGGCCUUAGGCACAUUUAUUGCUUGGCCUAAGGCUAUGAUCAUGCCAUAUUUUGGCCCACCAACGGUUUACCGUCCUGAGAAACAACCAAGUGCUCAACCUGUGAACGAGACUCGUGAGGAAGCAGAAGACCAUGAUGUUAUAUCCAUAUUGACCUCCAAAUUAAAUAAGUUGAGAAAAGGACCGAUCAUUGGUGGAGAAAAAAAUGCUCAACAUUUCAUUGCAUACAACUAUGGUGCAUGUACAUGGACACCAUCGCAGUUGAAUCAGGUCGAGCGCCAGUUUAUGGCUUUCUUGAACCUCAGACCAUUCAACCAUCUGGAAACACAUUACAUUUCAGAAAAUCAUAUAUUUAAACAUGGAUGA